GGGGCCGGGGCCGGGCGGCGCCGGGGGCAGAGUCCGUCCGGCGCGGGCGGCCGGCGGCAGCUGCAGGCGCGCAAGAUGCCGCUGGGGCUGCGGAGCAAGAAGAAGGACAAGUCCAAGGAGAGCUCCAAGCUGGUGGAGAGCGAGGCGGCGGCCCCGGGCCCCCCGGGCCCCCCGGCAGCGGGCGCGUCGCGGCUGCAGUUCCACACGCAGCUGGCGCACGGCAGCCCCACGGGCCGCGUGGAGGGCUUCGGCAGCGCCCGAGAGCUCUACGCCAAGAUCGCCGAGGCUUUCCGCAUCGACCCCGCCGAGAUCAUGUUUUGCACUUUGAACACUCAUAAAGUUGAUAUGGACAAGCUCUUGGGUGCACAAAUUGGGCUUGAAGAUUUCAUAUUUGCCCACGUAAAAGGACAACGAAAAGAAGUGGAAGUCUGUAAAACUAAUGAUGUGCUUGGGCUUACCAUUACAGACAAUGGAACUGGCUGUCCGUUUAUAAAGCGAAUCAAAGAAGGUAGCCUUAUGGACCAAACCAAAAUUGUCUGCGUGGGUGAUCACAUAGAAAGUAUAAACGGAAAAAAUGUGUCAGAUCGUCGGCAUUAUGAAGUUGCUAAAAUGCUAAAAGAUCUGGAGAAGGGUCAGAUGUUUAAGCUGGAGUUGAUAGAGCCUCUGAAGGCAUUUGAAAAGCUGGAACCAAGGUCCAAAGGUAGAACUCUGCCAGAGGCUAAAAUCUCCAGAGGGCGGGAAACACUUCGGCUGAGAACCAAAGGUCCUGCUACUGUGGAGGAAAUGCCAACUGAAGUUGAAGAAAAAGCAAUUAAAAAAGUUGAUGAGCUUCUUGAAACGUACAUGGGGAUAAGAGAUAUUGAAUUAGCUGCAACCAUGGUGGAAGCUGGAAGAGACAAGAAAAACCCAGAUGAAUUUGCAGUGGCAUUGGAUGAAACUCUUGGAGACUUUGCAUUUCCAGAUGAGUUUGUCUUUGAUGUAUGGGGAGCAAUAGGUGAUGCUAAGCAAGGGCGACUGGAAUGAGAACUGUGCAGUUUAUCAAUUCCUAUUUGAAAAUGCAAAAUGAUUUUCAAACUUAUACAUCAGGAUUUUAAUACUUUUCUUGAUAUGAAUCCAGGGCACUCUAUAUAAGCAUUCUUAUCUGAAACUUUCUUUUGCAAAGGAAGGUUUAUAAUGGAAAUAUGAAGAUAAACCCAAAGUUCUGACAACUGUACAUUUAAAACAAACAUUUAAUUUACAUGUAGAAAUCACUGAGGAGUGUGUCGAGGCAAUAUAUUUAUACAGACAUUUUAUGAAAAUCAGGUAUUUUUUUAUUGUGCAUACACUUUGAUAUCAAUAUUCUGGAGAAUGUUAGACAUAUGCAACAAAGAGUUUGGAUUAUCUUAUCUCUUCUUUAGAAAGGUUUAUAAACUUGUUGAAAAACUACCUAGCUGCGCGCUGUACUUCCCUGAUCUUCUGUUGUCCUUAUGUGUUCGUGUACACAGAGAGCUGUGGAAAACCUAAAGCCUUAGGUUUUUGUACAGUUUGACCUGGAUGUAGUCUUUUCCAUAGACAAAGCUGGGAAGAAGCUACCCUGUUUCUGAAGAACCUGAGUUCAGGGGAAAAAAAGUAUUCCUCUGAAACAUAAGAACGAAGAUCUUUAAUGAUAAAGACUUAUUUAAUUUGAGUCAUAACGCACGCUGUCUGGGUAUUACUGAGAUGAGUAACUGUAGUAGAAGUGCUUAAACCAGGAAGCUGCUGAUUUAUUCAGAUGCCAUAUUACUGCAAUAUGAACUGCAUAGGAAGAAACAAAUGUUAAUUUUGAUUACUGUUCAUAUAUUUGAAUAAUAUCUGUGAUCUGGCACUGGAGACUGUAGUGUAUAACUAAGUGCUUAAUUGAUCUUUGCAUGUGCUAUAUGAUUUGCUGAGAUCCUAUGCAGUUCCCUCUUGUCUGGUUUUUUUCAACGUGGCAACACAGGAGAGAUGUUGAAGGUGUUCCAACCUGGAAGAUCUUAUUGUAAAGUCACAAACAACUGCAGUUUGGAUAAAAAUUAAAAAUACAUUAAACUAAUUUUACAUGUUAGGAUUUCCAAUCAUAUUGUACAUAAACAUUUACUUUAACUGAUAAUAUUUUACUAAUAUCAAAUUAUUAAAAAUGAACUGUCGCUUAACCCAUCUGUUACGUCUGCAUUUUUCCUCCUGUUCACUCUGUAUUUAACGAAGAGCAAUGCAAUAAGUUUUGUUUUUACUCAUAACUAGAUUCUUUAUUAGUUUUUACUGUGCUUUGUUUUAAUCAGGACAGACAUUUUCUCAUUUGUUUAGAAAAAGCUAUUUUCAAGUGAUUAUUAUAGCCAAAUAACAUGCCAUGAGUGUAGUUGAAAAUAAAAUUGAACAGGAAUGUGGGGCCUGACCUGGGAAGGUGCCAUAGCUUUUUAGUAUUUUUAUAUUUGCAUAAGCAUAGAACAUAAUAGGUAUUUAAAAGUUUUUUUCUAAAUCACUACCUAGUUACUUUUCUUUUGUGAGGAAAACGUCUUUCACUGUCUUGCAGAGAUUUCUUUAAAAUAAAGACUGUGUCAAUAAGUUUACAA
Phalacrocorax carbo (great cormorant) is the source of this 2567-nucleotide messenger RNA. NCBI's taxonomy places the organism in Eukaryota, Metazoa, Chordata, Aves, Suliformes, Phalacrocoracidae. The record is from RefSeq and is a predicted model, not a curated record.